Athalia rosae (coleseed sawfly) is the source of this 847-nucleotide messenger RNA. It is a transcript of the gene ND-19, whose product is annotated as NADH dehydrogenase [ubiquinone] 1 alpha subcomplex subunit 8. Bases 173 to 697 code for a protein of 174 amino acids. Gene Ontology annotation, biological process: mitochondrial electron transport, NADH to ubiquinone. NCBI's taxonomy places the organism in Eukaryota, Metazoa, Arthropoda, Insecta, Hymenoptera, Athaliidae. The transcript is spliced from 4 exons. The record is from RefSeq and is a predicted model, not a curated record.
GGAGUGUUCUCUCUUCUCGACACUCACGCGCCACGCUCAUGAUACCCGCGAGGACUGUUUCUUCGAUAUUCAUCACCGAUAGCAAAUCCGAUAGUUAUCGAUAGGCCGGAGACUGGAGACCGUUGAAAGAUCCUAAUAUUCUUUUUCAUACUGUGCUGACGACGCAGUCGAAAUGGUUAUUACCAAUUCAACGUUCAUCCCUGAUGAUGAUGAACUAACCGUGCAAGAGGUUAACAUCGGUACACCAGCUCUUCGUGCUGCGGCCUUUCAUAUAGGCAAAUAUUGCGAGUACCAAAAUAACGAAUUCAUGUUAUGUCGUCAAGAAUUGGAUGAUCCAAGACCUUGCAUACAAGAGGGCAAAUUGGUGACUGCGUGUACACUUGAAUUCUUCCGCAAACUAAAAAAAACCUGCUAUGAUGAAUUUACUCAAUAUACCAGAUGUCUUGACAAGAGUAGUUCAAGGCUGGAAUAUGAUCGCUGCCGAAUGACGCAGUCAAUCUAUGAUAAAUGUGUUUUGGAUAAUCUCAACUUGGAGCGUCCACAAUUUGGUUACUUCUGCGAAGUCAAGGUCCAUGACUCACCCCGACCAAAGCCACAGCCUCAGCCUAAAGCAGUUUACCCUGAUAUUCCGGACCACUUACCACCGGGUGAUUAUCCACCACCGAGAUUUGGUGCCAGGUCUUUCUUCUUCGACUGAGCAUCUUCAGUGUGGCAUCGACUAAUUAUCUGUUAUUUUUAGAAUCUAGCAAAAUUAUAAUGUAUUGAUUGCAUACUAUUAUACUAGAUCGAUUAGUACUUCACUGUUGUGUGUGCAAUUACGUGAAUAGAAGCUACACUCUGCGGUGAA